AUGUCUUCUAUUAGCUCAUUUGUAUUGGAGAGUUGGACUCCAUCAGAUAUACCAGCCACAACAACAUCCACGUAUAUUAACCCUACCCAUUUAAGCAGCUUAACGCUGGUUUUAGCCUCUGCUACAUCAGCUCUAGUUACUGCAACCAAGGAAGCUGACUUGUAUUCUCUUUCGGAAGUCAUAAGAGGAGCGGAAGCAUCCAUAACGGUUAUUCAAGCUGAAAAUGUCUUAUCAACAGCAACUGUCUCACUGGCGGAAGCACUGGCAUCCGCAGCGUACUGGGCAGCAGCAGUAAACUUACAAGAAUUGGCCCUCGAUCAAAAUAAUUACCUGGAAUGGAUUAAAUAUGCUCCUAAUGGAAUAUUCACGGCAUUGUUCGGAUUACUUUUAAUCAUCCAUUUCGGUUACAUGGUAUGGCUGAAGUUUAUCUACUUUGGAAUCUGUAUGUUCUUUGGGAUUGGUUGUGAAUUUGCCGGUUACCUUGCAAGAACGUUGGCAGUUAGCGACACAUCCAAUAGUAACUACUUCUUAUGUCAAAUUAUUUGUUUGACUAUAGCACCGGCUUUUAUUAUGGCCUCUAUUUAUUAUACUUUGGGUAAGUUGAUCGUGGUCCACGGACGAAACUAUUCCAUUUUAAAACCUGUAUUCUACGGGUAUCUAUUCAUCUUUUGUGAUGUGCUUAGUUUGGUUGUUCAAGCCAUCGGUGGUGGUAUGGCUGCAACAGCCUCUUUGAAUUAUGAAUCUCCAACAAACGGUACUCACGUCAUGGUAGCCGGUAUUGCAUUCCAAGUGGUGUCAAUGACACUUUUCUACGGCUUCUUCUUUGAUUUCUUGUACAGAAUCAACUUCAAAGCUUCUCCAGAAGUAAAAUUCAGCUUCGCUAACCUUAUUAAAAUAUUCAAUUUUGGUCCAAGCUCUCAAAAGUUGAGAGUGGAAAAGUUGGAACCCUUUUAUGAUCAAGAAUAUAGGCAUUUAAGAGAUCUGAGACUUUUCAGGUAUUUCCCCAUCGCUAUUACUUUGGCCACAAUGUUCAUUUACAUUAGAUGUGUAUAUAGAGUGGUUGAGCUAGCACAGGGUUGGAGUGGUAACCUCAUUACUCAUGAGGUGUACUUGAUGUGCCUUGAUGCACUUAUGGUCUUUUUGACUUGUGCGUUAUUCGUUAUAAUUCACCCUCUGGUCUUCUUGGGUAUUGGCGAAAGAUUACCAUUAAGAUCCAGAACAAAGAGAAGGUUGGAUAAGGAGAAUCAAAUAUCGGAUGAAAUCAGCGAGAAAGUAAGUAGAGAAGGCGAGCAAGAUCCAUUCUCUGGACAACAACAGCAAGAACACUAG
Dujonia railenensis is the source of this 1329-nucleotide messenger RNA. Lineage: Eukaryota; Fungi; Ascomycota; Pichiomycetes; Serinales; Debaryomycetaceae. The record is from the annotation of a GenBank genome assembly.